ACGUGCAGUACGCGCCUUUAGUCAUGAUUCCAGAAAUUUCUAUUCGCUUCUCAGAUAUUUUAAUAGUUGCAACAGCGGGAUUUUUGAUAUCAUGCUUGGUUCGGAUUUAUCAACAAAAAUUGAUUAAAUUUUUUAAACUGGCUCUUAUUUUACCAGGACCUCGAGCUUAUCCUUUAAUUGGAAAUGCUCUCGAAUUUGCCUGUGAACCAAAGGAUGUAUUAAAUCGUAUUACCAAAAUUGUUAUACCUUAUAUUAAUUCGAGCCCGAUGAGAAUAUGGAUGGGACCAAUAUUUGUUGUGGUUAUCACAAAGCCUCGAGAUAUUGAGAUCAUAUUAAAUAGCCAGCAGGCGAUUAAUAAAGGAUUCCAUUAUAAAUUUCUAAAACCAUUCAUUGGAGACGGCCUCAUCAGUGGAUCGGGUCCAAUGUGGAAGAAGCAUCGAAAAAUGGUAUCACACAUAAUGACCCAAAAAGUCCUGGAUGGAUUUUUGGAAGUUUUUGAUCGACAUAGUCAGAAUUUAAUAGAAAAAUUAAAAUUUGAAUCAGACGGAAAAAUUAUUGAUAUUAUGGGACCUAUUGAAGAAUGCACUGUCGAUCUUGUCUGCGAAAGUGUGAUGGGAUGUUCUGAGAUUAACUCAUUCAUCGAUUCUGAUCAAAACUUUAUACAUUAUUCUGCCGAAAUGUACAGAGUUGUUCACGAUCGAAUGAUGAAAAUCUGGCUCUAUCCUGACUGGAUUUAUAAAUUAACAGAAAAUUAUAAAAUACAUGCUAGAGGCCAGAAAGUCCUCGAAAAUUUUGUGAACAAAUGCAUAGCGGAAAUGAAGAAAAAGAAAAAACUCGGAAAAUCUGAAAAUGUUAAAUCCAUUUUGGAGCGACUUUUGGAUAAUAUAGAAAAUUCUGGAAUACAAAUUAGCGAUGAAGAACUUAAGGAUGAGAUGAUCACACUUUACUUGGCGGCACAAGAUACUUUGGCUGUAAUAAGCAGUUUUGCUAUUUUAAUGUUAGGAAUUCAUGAAGAAAUUCAGGAAGAAGCUAGAAAAGAAGUUGAGAAAAUUCUUGGCAAUGAUCGAAUUACUUCUGAAAAUAUUUCUGAAUUAAAAGUCGUGGAAAAAAUUAUUAAGGAAACUUUGAGACUUUUUCCGAUUGCUCCUAUUAUGGGGAGGACUUCCACGGGCGAAAUAAAAUUGGAUUCUUGUACGAUACCAGAGAAUUGUCAAGUAAUUUUAGUUCCUUUUAUGACUCAUAGAAAUUCGAAAUAUUGGGAGGAACCAGAGAAAUUUAAUCCGGAGAGAUUUACCUCUGAAGCAAUUGCAAAAAGAGAACCAUUUUCUUUUAUCCCGUUUAGCGCUGGCCCCAUGGGUUGCAUUGGGCAAAGAUACGCGAUGAUGAGUUUGAAGGCGAUAAUUUCGAAUAUGGUGCGAAAUUUUAAAAUCAGUUCUGAACUUGAAAUGAAAGAUAUAAAAUUAAAAACUGACAUUUCUGUUCGAUCUGUAAAUGGUUACAAAGUCUUUUUAAAAAGCAAUUAAAAUUAUUUUCACACAGAGGCUUAAA
Messenger RNA from Belonocnema kinseyi, 1548 nucleotides. Its product is annotated as cytochrome P450 4C1-like. The transcript is spliced from 11 exons. NCBI's taxonomy places the organism in Eukaryota, Metazoa, Arthropoda, Insecta, Hymenoptera, Cynipidae. The record is from RefSeq and is a predicted model, not a curated record. Gene Ontology annotation, molecular function: iron ion binding; oxidoreductase activity, acting on paired donors, with incorporation or reduction of molecular oxygen; heme binding. The coding region runs from base 24 to 1523 and encodes 499 amino acids.